AGGAAACAAUGGCACAGGUCAACAAGCAAGAGAAAUAUGACCGUCAAUUGCGACUUUGGGCAAAUAACGGUCAGUCCAGUCUAGAGUCUGCAAGCAUACUAGUCAUAGAACCAACAAUCACAACAUUGGAAUUACUAAAGAAUUUGGUGCUACCAGGUAUAGGCCAUUUCACAAUAGUGGGCGUUGAUAAAGACAUUGAUGAAGAUGAUUUGAGCAAUAACUUCUACCUCAGUGAUGAUGAUAUAGGUAAAUCCAAAAUUGAUAUCAUGGCUGCUAAUCUAAGAGAAUUAAAUACUGAUGUGGAAAGCUCAGCGUUUAAAGUGGAUUCAAUAGAUUUGUUUUUAGCAACCCAGGAGGACAAGUUUUGGACGAAUUAUGAUUUGGUUGUUAUGAACUGGCAAAUCCCUUCCAUUAUUGAAAAAUUGGAUCAAUUGAAUGUCCCAUUGUUUGUUAUAAACUCUAUUGGGUUCUACGGUUAUAUCAGAAUUUUCAAACCAACUUUUGAAAUUUAUGAGACACAUCCUCAAAGUAUGAUUGAUCUAAGGAUCCUUUCACCUUGGGACGAGUUGAUUGAUUAUUCCAAUUCAAUUGAUUUACACAACUUGGAUAUAGAGCAACAUUCUCAAAUCCCCUAUUUAAUCAUUCAAUUGAAGGCAUUACAAGAAUGGAGUUCAAAGCAUAACGGGGAAAUACCAAACACUUCAGUAGAGAAGAAGGAAUUCAAAGACUUGUUGAGAAGCUGGAAAAAAGAAUACAAUGAGUUAAACUUUGAUGAAGCUAUAGAUAACAGUCACAAAAUCUUCAAUAAAACAAAAUAUCAAUCAAAUGUUCAGGAGAUAUUUGACAAGACUGAUGAAUACUUCAACGAUGAUCACAAGAGAACUCAUUUCUGGAUUUUGGUUAAGGCAUUGAAGGAAUUCUCUUUACAAAAUGAUGGGUUCUUACCACUCUCAGGUGAAUUACCAGAUAUGGAUUCAACAACUGAAAAUUACAUCACAUUACAAAACAUUUACAAGGCAAAAGCUCAAAAGGAUCUAGAAUCAUUUACAAAAAUUUUACUAAAAGUGCAAGAAUCACUUCCAUUACCUGUUACAAUUCCUAAAGAAACCAUAUCCAGUUUUGUUAAACAUUCUAAAUUUUUGUUCUUUGCCCAAAAUUCCAAAACUUUAAUCACGAAUAAUUUUAAUCAAAUUGUUGGUGAAGAAACCACAAGUUCACAAAUACUUUUAUCAUUCUUGGUGUAUGAAAAAUAUUACUUAACAAAAGGUAAAUAUCCAAAAUUACAAGACCUGGAUGAAUUAAUCAACCUAACUCAUGAUUUCAUAGCCACAGAUAGUGACAAAUUACACAAUACAUUGCAUGAAUUGGCAAGAAGUGAAGGACAAGAAUUAAACAAUAUAGCUUCAUUCAUUGGUGGAAUUGGUGGUCAAGAAGCUAUCAAAAUCAUCACUUCACAAUACAUCCCGUUAGUUAACACGAUGGUUUAUGAUGGUAUCAGAAGUGUCACUGAAAGAUGGAAACUGGACUGA
Molecule: messenger RNA, 1529 nt
Organism: Hansenula anomala
Lineage: Eukaryota; Fungi; Ascomycota; Saccharomycetes; Phaffomycetales; Wickerhamomycetaceae
Exons: 1
Coding region: 9-1529 (506 amino acids)
Biological process (GO): protein neddylation
Cellular component (GO): cytoplasm
Molecular function (GO): NEDD8 activating enzyme activity
Source: RefSeq, a predicted model, not a curated record